Cylicostephanus goldi is the source of this 534-nucleotide messenger RNA. The record is from the annotation of a GenBank genome assembly. NCBI's taxonomy places the organism in Eukaryota, Metazoa, Nematoda, Chromadorea, Rhabditida, Strongylidae.
AUGGACAUUGCUACUAGAGGAGAGCCUGGAGCUGUUCUGGUGUUCCUACCUGGUUGGAAUGAAAUCAUGCUUGUCAUGAAUUUCUUGACUUGCCACGCUGAGUUCUCGAAGUCAUCAAAAUACAUAAUUUUGCCGCUUCACUCUCAGUUGACAGGCGGUGAACAGCGCAAAGUUUUUGAUCAUUAUGGGGAUGAAAUGCGAAAGAUUAUCCUGGCCACAAAUAUUGCGGAGACGAGUAUCACCAUCGAUGACGUUGUCUUUGUAAUUGAUUCAUGCAAGGCAAAGGAGAGAAUGUACACUUCUAACAAUAACAUGGUGCAUUUUGCCACUGUGUGGGCAUCUCGCACAAAUUUGGCCCAACGGCGUGGUCGUGCUGGUCGUGUACGACCAGGCUUUGCUUUUCAUCUAUGCAGUAAAGCUCGCUUUGAUGCGCUUGACGAACAUCGUACUGCUGAGAUCCUGCGUACACCAUUGCACGAAAUAGCGCUCACUAUUAAACUGCUGAGGCUUGGCAGCGUUGGUGACUUUUUGGGU